AUGUCCUUCCGUUGUAAAGCCGUAUCGUUCGCGUCAUUCGCUGUGCUCUGGUGGGCCACUGUGUCUGCGAACACGAAAGUCGAAUCAGAUCACUCCGAGCAGGUCUGGCUGGGGGCGGACAGGAGGUACUUCUCUUUCGUGGACCGGAAAGGAGCUCUCAGUCUAAGCUAUGAAGAAGCAGCGAAGAAAUGCGCAAGAGAGAAAGCGACCAUAUGGGACAUCAACUCCGACGAAACACUGAGGGGCGGGACGAAAAGAGCAGAUCAGACCAUUGCGAAAGAAGUCCUGCAGGAACUCCGCGGAAAGACCGAGGUUGCCGCGCAAAUAGAAGGAGAUGAGAUACUUAAGCGACUCAACCUUGUUUUUGGCAAAAGUUUGUCCUCGGAAGAUUGUAAACUGUAUGUGGCCGGGCCCUUCACUCAGGACUUCUACGCAUUUACCUAUUAUGAUAAUUGCUCGUCGCAAGAUGGAACCAGCACCCCCAUUUGGUUCGUUUGCCAAGCGGUGGAGGAUUCGGGAGGGACUACAACUACAGAACCACCGGAGAAGAAAGAGUCGUCUGCUUCUCCGGCAGAGAAAGAAACGUCGACGUCAUCGAUUGGAACAACGUCGGAAGGGUCGCACGUGACGCCAGGCGACCGAGUCGACCAAGAAACCAUCGAGAGAAUAAACAAAUCGAUUGCGGAGGAGAAGGAUGCCGGGAAACUGAUCGACGAAGUCACCAAUCGUAUCAGAGAUCUCAAGAAACCGUUCGCGGGAUUGAAAAGCUUCCAGGACAAGCUCCUCGACGCGAUUCAGCGGUUGGUUGAUCGAGAUCCGCAGAGAGCCUCGGCCGCUACGGAGGACUUGUUUUCCAAGACCGUUCCGGAGCUCGCUGGGCAAAUGACGCAUCCCGAAGAGUAUGUGAGCAUCCUAAGAUUUGUCGCGAAUGUCUCAUCGGAGAUCGCUGUGCUGACCGACGUCAACACCACCAUCUCGAAUGUCCGUCCAGGAAUCAAGUCGACGGUCCUCUAUCGAGUACAGACCCUUAAGCUGCAGAGAGAUCUCAUAUACGAUUCCCGAGUGAGAACCUCCGCCGUGAGAACGAAAUAUACGGGAGAAUUUACUGAGGGGACCAUUGUCACUACGCAUAUGGAGUUCGAAAAUAAGAUCGUCCAGAAUCAAAUGAUCGACGCUACUUACAACGGUCCGGAGAUGUUCUCGAGCGAUCUGGUCGAGUUUUUCAUGAGACUUGGCAACGGAGAAAAGCAUGUCGGCGAAGUGAACUUAUUCUUCGACCGGAGAACCAAGCAAGUCAGAAGAGCUAGCAGUCACGAGUGCGUCUACUAUAACAUCGGCAAAGGUGUACUUGACGACGGGGGAUGCGUGUUCAAAGGAGUGCAAGACGGGAAGAUUCAUUGUUUUUGCAACCACACAACGACGUUCGGAUCCGUUUUCCUCCCCGAGAGUUUCGACGGCAACUUCGACGUAGCCCUCAACGUAUUCAGUUACAUACUGGAUUUCUUCAGUCUGACAGCUCUGUUUCUGUCCAUUCUCAUCUUUGGUUUGGUUCGUCAAAUAAGAUCCCUGCUCACAGUGAUCCAUCUCAAUCUCUGCCUGUGUCUUUUCGUUUCCGAAGUCAUCAUCGUAAUUCAUAGUUUCGCUUAUUCGUUCUCCGAAAAGUACGAAUGCAGCAUCUACCUGGGGAUGCUGGUGCACUACACUUUCCUGGCUGUCAUCGCUUGGUCUACUCUAGAGGGCAUCUACAUUCUGCAGCUCAUGAUUGUCGUCUUCAGGCCACCGGAGUCGCACACCCGUUUCUACAUUGCAGUCGGCUACAUGGUGCCUUUAAUUUUCCCCGCCAUAGCCGCUACGUUCGACAGGCCUUAUUCGUCUAAAUCGGGUCAGCUCUGUUUUCUGGACCAAAGGAAAGAAAGCGGACUCUACUGGACGUUCCUCGGUCCGCUAAUGCUCAUGUUGACUGUCAACCUUGUUGCGAUAUCGGCUGUGAUGUAUCGCUUAUGCACAAUCAAUCGAACCGUGAGGACAGUCAAAUCAGAGCUCCUCAGAUAUCUUCGCGGGAUAAUCUGCAUGACUGCUCUGCUCGGACUUCAAUGGACGCUGGGCUUUACUUCGAUUCUAUUCGACUACGGUUUCAUCAAGUUCUUCUGCAUUCUUCUCUUCGUGUUCUUCACGCUGUUGCAGGGUCCCCUGAUUUUCUUUGUGCACAUUAUGCUGGUGAAGGACACACGUUACGCCGUCGCUCGAUAUCUGUCCAAGAGGGGGCGAGUUUCGAGAUGCUUAGCGAACUUCAUUCGUCCUCCACCUCCCGCAAUGGAGACGAACCUUCAACACGGCAACAGCUCGACAAAAUCCACGGAGGUAGCCUCAUCGAAUCACUCAUCCUCAGCCCCUCAGACGCCAUUGGAGCUGAAAUUCGUCACGGAACACCCGGCGGGACGUUCGAACGGGGUCAAAUGAAACCUGAAGGAAGAGGACCCUCCGUGUAAAAUGUAUUUAAGAAUGUAUAUCGUUUCUAUCGAGAAACUGUGUUCGGUACACAACAGGAGAUGUACGAGUCGACCCUCUGGAAUCACUGUUAGGCUGCGACCUCGAUUCGCAAUUCGUCGAAGCAUUCUCAGAGGCCAUUCCGGGAGGAGAUCUAUCGAAAGCUCGUUCCAUGCUUCAGCGGAGUCAUUCGCCCGUUCCGAGCAUGAGGGAUUUAUUUCAGUUUGACUCAACACGAUGAACUCAAUAAAUUAAAUCUGUUCAC
Messenger RNA from Galendromus occidentalis (western predatory mite), 2752 nucleotides. RefSeq names its product adhesion G protein-coupled receptor L1. The transcript is spliced from 13 exons. The coding region runs from base 1 to 2460 and encodes 819 amino acids. NCBI's taxonomy places the organism in Eukaryota, Metazoa, Arthropoda, Arachnida, Mesostigmata, Phytoseiidae. Gene Ontology annotation, molecular function: G protein-coupled receptor activity. Gene Ontology annotation, biological process: G protein-coupled receptor signaling pathway; cell surface receptor signaling pathway. The record is from RefSeq and is a predicted model, not a curated record. Gene Ontology annotation, cellular component: plasma membrane.